AUGGGCCUGCGCAAACAGCCCCCACCGCGUCUCCAAAACAUUAGCAAACCGUAUGCUCGAUCGGACGCACGUUCGCCCAAAUCGGCAUCAGCUAAUUCCCCGUCUUCCUCUCGCCCAUCUCACCUUAAACGACUUCCUUCUGAGGAUUCCAUAUACUCCCCCGACCUGAACACAUCCCCUGCAUUCGAUCUAAUGCCGCUUGACCAGGCGCAAGGGUCGCCAGUCGGGUCGCCGACACGCAACCCGCCAAAUAAAUGGCCAGAUAGCGCCAUGAGAUCGGAAAAUGGCGGCGCGGGUCAGUAUGGUCACCAUGACCAGUACAAUGGGACCUAUCAGGACCCCGGGACCAACACCGAGAACUCGGUCCCACAUCCACUUAUUCCGGGCCAGUAUACAGGCGCAUCCGAGAAUGUAUGGCGGUCAGAUCAUGAUGCCAGACAUGCGUCGAUGGGAGAGCUGCCCGUACAGCUUCAAUCAAACAACCCGUUCUUGAAACCAAGGUCGGCAGAACAUACUCAAGAUCUGCUGGACAGAAACGAUUGGGGACGAACAUCCCAGGCGACUACAAAUAGUGAAGCAUUGAGUCAUACGGAUGGUUAUAUCCCGAUGACAGCCCGUUUAUCUCUAUUGGACCAAACGGAGCAAGAAACCCCAUGGGAGGAACCUUCCCAACUCCACUAUGAUCAACGCGCUGUGCUGGGUGGCCACCACCUGGAUGACAACUCACCAUGGGAAUCUCAAAAAUCGACCAACGUUUCUGAGCCCCAAAAGCCAUAUCAGCAGGAAGCACAGCCUGAUCCAUAUCAACCGCCGAUUGUCGUGGAACCACACAGCUCGCCCGAUGGAGCUCGAUACGCACACGCACAAGACCACCAGCCGUAUAAUCCACACAGUCUGGAAUCAGACCCUGGGAUUAGGACUCCCUCAGCUGUACCUUCCAACGCCACCUCUGCCACAUCCCAUUACCUGAUUGACCUAGAUGUCCCUGGCACGACCGCCAAUCUAGGAAUUGAUACUGGAUCUCGUGCUGGGUCCUCGGUAUACUCACAGCCAGCCUACAAAGAACCGAAUCCUCCGUCGGACGCCCAGACACAAGAUCCUUCAUUCUCCACGGAGCAGCCAUGGGCAACUUCCAACAAACCCGAACCCCAAACGGUCCCCAUUCUAUCCGCAGAGGAGUCCGCGCGACAAAAGGAACAAAGGGCAGAGACGUACACAAUUCGACACAUACGAUGGACCGACCAGUCCGGCAAACUACUGGAAUCUCCUAUUCUGGUUCAGAAUCAAAAUGGCCCAUGUCCUUUGUUGGCCCUCAUUAAUGCACUGGUUCUACGAGCAAACCCGAAGGCCCAACCACCGAUCGUUAGAGCGCUCUCAACUCGCGAGCAAAUUUCAUUGGGGCUGCUCAUUGAAGCAAUGUUUGAAGAGUUGACAACAUGUUUGGGUCCAGAUGAAGAGUUCCCGGAUAUUGAGGCUCUGACUCAGUUUUUGACCAUGCUCCACACUGGAAUGAAUGUCAACCCGCGGUUGACUCUGGAAUCCACUGAUGCGCUUGGAACCUUCCUACAAACCAGCGAUUUGCGAUUGUACAGCACUUUUGGAAUUCCCUUGAUCCAUGCAUGGUUGGCUUCUUGGUCUAGUCCUACGCAUGCAGCGAUGACACGAACCGGUCAGUACUACGAGGAUAUUCAAAUGUUGCCCUUCCGCCGGCAGGAGCUAGAAGAUCGAGCCACUCGAGGCGGAACUCUCACUUUCGAGGAAGAAAGCACCAUGGAGGACAUUCAGUCAAUCCAGCAAUUUGUGGAAAUUGAAAACGCCACUCAAUUGAGCCCAUUUGGCCUGACUCAGCUUUCUACCACACUUGAACCAGGCUCUGUCUCGAUCCUCUUCCGCAACGACCACUUCUCAACCCUUUACAAACACCCACAAUCCCAUCAACUAUACACUCUAGUCACCGAUGCCGGCUAUGCCGGCCAUGCUGAAGUUGUUUGGGAAUCUUUAGUCGACGUGACGGGAUUCAAUACGGAGUAUUACUCUGGCGAUUUCCGCACUGUUGGUGCCGGUCCAUCUGCCGAGCCUGCUCCAUCUAACCCAGCAGGUCCACGGACAUCCAGUGUUCCGGCAACCUCUUCCCCACACUCAAGCACAAGUGACACCGCACAAUCUCCUGAACCUAGCCAAGAGCAAAGCGACGCGGACUACGCGUAUGCCCUCUCACUUCAGUUUGAGGAAGAGCAACGCGAAAAUGAGCGAGCUCAAGAAGGCAAUGCGAGUCGCAACUCUGCGCAGAGCAACCCCCCUAGCCGUCCACCGCGCAUGAGCAACGUCCCUAACCGAUCUUCGAGUACAGCCACGGGGCUUCGUACUCGGCCUGGCCCUCAGCCAAACCACGGCCCUGAUCCUGAAGAUCCCAAUGCUCCGCCCCCACCAUAUGAACAAGCUGCCGGGGGGCCCAGAUACUCGCCCCCUGAUAGGAGACCCCAAAGCGGUAUCCAGGGCAAUCAGUACCCGGGCAGGAACGCCCGUAACAACUCGCAGUAUGCCCAUCGACCACGUCCCUCCGUCGCGUCGAGUGCCGACCGGAUGGGUAGAGAUCGAAACAAAGAUUGCGUAGUGAUGUGA
This is a messenger RNA of Penicillium salamii, 2622 nucleotides long. The record is from the annotation of a GenBank genome assembly. Lineage: Eukaryota; Fungi; Ascomycota; Eurotiomycetes; Eurotiales; Aspergillaceae.